GCAUGUGGCAACCGAUUGUCGUUGGCGUCCUCCUCGCACUCGUCUUCGUCGGCGCUGUCGCCGUCGGGCUCAAGCAGCGCCACUCGCCGCCCCCCGCGCGGUUUCAAUCCCGGUCCCCGACAGCGCUCUUGUGUUUUCGGUCGCUUUGUCUCGCUUUUUACCUCGUCGUGCUCGUUGCGCAGUGGAUUAAAUCUGGCUUUGCCGCCUACAACUUUUACACGUUCUGGAACUUCAACCUUCAGGCCGUCUACUUUGCAUGGACGCUGCUCGCCUGCGUCGUCGGGUCGGUCAACAGCCGCGGGCUCAACACCCUUUUUGAUGUCGUCUUUGCCAACAGCUUUGUCGUCGCGGCCGUCUUUUGGGGCGUGCUCUACUCGCCCAAAUACGGGGUCACGUGGCUCCAAGUGGCCCAACACGGCGUCAAUUCGGUGCUGCUCCUCCUUGAAUUUGCACUCAACGAUUUCUCCGUGCAGCCGCGCAGCUUGAUAUAUGCGUCGUUUCUGCUGCCUGACGUCUUUGCUGCAUUUGCGUGGGUCGCGCGCGAAUGCUGGCUGGACUAUUGGGUCUAUUCGUUUCUCAAUGUCUACAAGGGUGCCUCCCCGCUGUGGUACGUGGGCAUGCUUCUCGGCCACUGCGUCUUUUUUGGCCUGGCGAUCGGUCUCUCCAAGCUCAAGCAGAGUGUUCGGCGCGAUGCCACGGAGCUUACAUCUCCCUUGGUGCGCGAGUCGAUCAGUGUUCAAAAAGUCUAG
Saprolegnia parasitica CBS 223.65 is the source of this 749-nucleotide messenger RNA. RefSeq lists its product as hypothetical. Gene Ontology annotation, cellular component: membrane. Lineage: Eukaryota; Oomycota; Saprolegniomycetes; Saprolegniales; Saprolegniaceae. The transcript has a single exon. The record is from RefSeq and is a predicted model, not a curated record. The annotation marks the transcript as partial.